This is a messenger RNA of Paramecium primaurelia, 886 nucleotides long. The record is from the annotation of a GenBank genome assembly. Lineage: Eukaryota; Ciliophora; Oligohymenophorea; Peniculida; Parameciidae.
AUGUAAAAUAACUCAUUCAAUAGAGUACUUUGCUAGAACAAUAUUAAUUAUAAGUAAAAGACCAUGCACUAAAAUUUUUGGAAUGAAACCAAUUAAAGAAAAGAAUAAUCCCCAAUAACAUAUGAUUAUUGGAACCAUAAUAAAUUUGAUACCAUGUAAGAUCAUGACAUUGAAGAAUUGCCAAUUUCUUUGCCUAAACUUAAAAAUAUAAUGUAUAUAUACCAUCUAUUUUAGGAGUUACUUGUCUGACAAAGCUUAUGAGGAACCAGAAUCACCCAUAAAUAUGGAAGUUCAGAAUCAGAACCAAGCAUAAGAAGUUAAUAAAAAUGAAAACAUACAAUUACCAAUCAUUUAAAUUUAAGAUCAACACUCUAAAGCUGAUGAUCCUUGCACUAUAACUCUAGAACAAAGAAGUAGAAGAAUUCGUAAAUCAAAGUUUAAACCUACUAUUAAUACAAAUCAAGACCUUAAUUAGGAAUCAGACUUUUAUUCAUAAUAACUUGAGACUAACACAACUCCUUGUAAAUGCACUAAAUCUAACUGUCUUAAGUUAUAUUGUCAAUGUUUUCAUUAAAAUAAGUAAUGUACAAAACUUUGUAAAUGCGUUGCUUGCAAGAAUUGUGAUGAUCAUUUCCCAAUAAGACAGACAGCAUUAGAAAAAAUUAAAAUAAAGUCUUAACGAUAAAAACAUGAUGAUGAUUUAUUUGAUCGAUCUAAAGUAUGGGGUUGUAAAUGUUAAAAAUCCCAGUGUUAAAAAAACUAUUGUGAAUGUUAUAUAAGAAAUCAAAAAUGUUCAUCUAGUUGUAGAUGUAAAGAUUGUGCUAAUAAGAAAAGAAUACCAGUUUAAUUUAAGAAGAAAAAGAAAAUUGAAAGUGAUUCCAAUUGA